Quercus lobata is the source of this 2417-nucleotide messenger RNA. Its product is annotated as putative receptor protein kinase ZmPK1. The record is from RefSeq and is a predicted model, not a curated record. Gene Ontology annotation, molecular function: protein serine/threonine kinase activity; ATP binding. Bases 1 to 2301 code for a protein of 766 amino acids. Gene Ontology annotation, biological process: protein phosphorylation; recognition of pollen. NCBI's taxonomy places the organism in Eukaryota, Viridiplantae, Streptophyta, Magnoliopsida, Fagales, Fagaceae. The transcript has a single exon.
AUGGGUUCACUAGUCUUCUUUCACUUCCUUCUACUCUCUUUGUCAUUUCCAUUCCCACUUUCAUCUUCAGCAGUCGUUAUCAGUAAUGGCACAUCCCUAUCGAUAGAGAAUCCAGAUAUUCUAAUAUCACCAAAUGGCGACUUCUCUGCUGGCUUUUAUUCAGUGGGUGAUAAUGCCUUUUGCUUUGCCAUUUGGUUUAGCAACUCACGCACCGUAGUCUGGAUGGCAAACCGUGACCAGCCAGUUAAUGGGAAGCACCCAAAGCUCUCUAUCCUCGAAACUGGCAAUCUCAUCUUAACUGAUGCCUCUAACUUAAAUGUCAAAGUUUGGGCCACAAACACUGCCUCACUCUCCUCGGUCCAAUUAUUUCUCUACGACACCGGUAAUCUUGUUCUACGUAACAAGGAAGGUGUUUUGUGGGAAAGCUUUGACUUCCCUACAGAUACCCUUCUUCCUGAACAACGUCUCACCAGAAACACAAAGCUUGUCUCCUCAAGAAGCCAGGCCAACUAUUCCCCUGGUUUAUAUGAGCUUUCCUUCAACAACAGUGGCUUUCUUAGACUUCUUUAUAAUAGUUCUGAUUCCAGUAGUUACUGGGUGCCGUCACCUUUAUCAUGGCCUCUGUACAAUAAUAGCAGAAUUGCUGUCCUUAAUGUCAUAGGGAACUUCAGCUCAUCCGAUAAUUUUACUUUUAUGUCAGCUGACUAUGGAGCAGUGCUUCAUAGAAGAUUGACACUUGAUUACGACGGUAAUCUUCGAUUGUACAGUUGGGAAGAGGAGGGGCAGACUUGGGUUGUUUCAUGGCAAGCCAUUCAGAGUCCUUGCGGGAUUCCUGGUGGUUGUGGGGCCAACAGUUUUUGCAGUUAUGGUAUUGGUACCGGCAGGAAAUGUUCCUGCUCACCAGGAUACAAGAUGAAAAAUCGUAGCAAUUGGGCUGAUGGCUGUGAACCCGAAGUUUAUAUCUCUUGCACGGAAAUGCCGAAAAGUGAGUUAGGCUUUGUGCUGUUAUCCCAUGUUGACUUUUUCGGGUAUGAUUUUACAAUCUUCCCUAAUUACACCUUUGAUCAAUGUUCGGAUCAAUGUUUGACAGCAUGUGAUUGCAAAGCGUUCCAAUACCGUGGUGAUUCAAAUUGUUAUCUGAAGACACGAUUGCUGAAUGGAAUUCGUUCGCCACAUUUAUGGGGAGAUAUCUAUUUGAAACUACAAAAAAGCAAAAUCUUGUCUGAUGCCAAUCCUUUAGAAGAAUUCUGUUUAAUUUGCUCAAGUGAUCAUACACUACAAAGCUGUAAAAAAGGGACAAUGAAAUUCAUGCUCUGGUUUGUUGGUGGAGUGGGUGGACUUGAAAUUUUCUCCAUCAUUGUGGUGUGGUGUCUCUUCAACAAAACUCAGAGAAGUUUAUGUGUUUAUAAGCAAGCCUAUGAUCGGGCUGCCAUUGGGUUCAGGAAAUUUACAUAUACUGAGCUAAAAAAGGCCACAAAGAGUUUUACUGAGGAGAUUGGAAGAGGUGCAGGAGGAAUUGUCUACAAAGGGGUGUUGUCUGACAAUCGAGUUGCUGCAAUCAAACGUCUCCAUGAAGCCAACCAAGGAGAAGAUGAAUUUCUAGCUGAAGUAAGCAUCAUUGGAAGGAUUAACCACAUGAACCUAAUAGAGAUGUGGGGGUGUUGUGCAGAGGGAAAGCAUAGGAUUUUGGUGUAUGAGUACAUGGAGCAUGGUUCUUUAGCAAAAAACCUAUCAUCCAAAGCACUUGAUUGGGAGAAAAGAAUUAAAAUUGUUGUGGGUACUGCAAGAGGCCUAGCCUAUUUACAUGAGGAUUGCUUGGACUGGAUUUUGCAUUGCGAUGUAAAGCCCCAGAAUAUACUUUUGGACUCGAAUUAUCAACCAAAGGUGGCAGAUUUUGGCCUAUCAAAACUACAAAACAGAGGUGUCUUUAUGAAUACAAGCUUCUCAAAAAUAAGAGGAACUCAAGGUUAUAUGGCUCCAGAUUGGGUUUUCAAUCUACCUAUCACUUCCAAAGUGGAUGUUUAUAGCUAUGGAAUUGUCGUGUUGGAAAUGGUAACCGGAGUGGGUCCAUUAGGGCACAAAAGGCUGGUUACAUGGGUGAGGGAAGUAAUGAAUAGAGUGGCUGCAAAUACUUCCUCACUUGAAGAGCUUAUUGAUCCACUGUUGGAAGGCAAAUAUGACAUUGGCAUGAUGGAAACUUUGGUUGAGAUUGCUUUACAAUGUGUAGAAGAAGACAGAGAUGAAAGACCUACCAUGAGCCAAGUAGUUGAGAUGCUAUUAGGUCAGGAAAAAGAUUCAUAAAGCAAGCAUUGUUAUGAAGCAAUUAUCCAAUAAAUUGGAGUCAUUCUUUACAUUGGGCUGGCAUUUAGCAUGCACAUUUAAGUGAAAUAAGUGUGUAUGUUUUUUUUUAAAAAAUU